UUUAAUGAUUUCUAAUUUAACAAAUUUCUAAGGCAUCUCGGAGAUUUAUUUAUUUUUAAAUAAUACUCAUGGACGUUGCAUUCAAACAGUACUCCACCCCACAAAUUGCUCGAAACAAAAACAAGAAUCACUAAGAGAAUCUCGAUAAAACACAAGCACAGAAGUCCAUAAACUUUGGCACAUAUGACUUGUUUUUCUGAACUCUCAAAAAACGGGAAUUCCAACCCUUACACUGGAGAAAGCAAUGCCUGUUUGUUAUAACCAUAUUUCUAAUCAUAACACACACUAGUGAGUGGGGACGGAAAAUACGAAGGUUUAUUCAAAACUAAAAAGAUUCCUUUGUUAUUGUUUUGGGGCAAUUUUGAUCGUUGCAUUACAUUCUAAUUUAGUAUUAGAGGGGUUCCUGGUCUCCAUUACAUUUCACUCUUUACAUCAACAAAACAAAAGAGGAAGCAGUCAGCUAUUUCUCAACUUCUACAGGUGAAUUAAAAAGCCAAGAUUUAACCAUGGAACAUAACAGUGAUGCUGAUUUUGAAGUUCCAAUUCUCUCUAGUUCUGAGGUUAUAAGCAGAUUGCAAGAGAAAUUUGGCAGUCACAGUGAGCAGCCUUACCCUGCUAUGUAUUCGAGCAUAUUUGGUGGUGUGACAACAGAUCCAGCUCUUAUGGUAAUUCCCAUUGAUGAUCACAUGGUUCAUCGAGGACAUGCUGUGUUCGACACUGCUUUGAUAAUUGACGGUCAUCUGUAUGAAUUGGAUGCUCAUCUGGACAGAUUUUUGAGAUCUGCAUCCAAGGCAAAGAUUCUCUCUCCUUUUGAUCGCUCACAUUUAAGAACCAUUCUUGUACAAACUGCAGCUGCAUCAAAAUGUAAGAUGGGGCAUGUAAGAUGUUGGUUGAGUGCAGGUCCAGGAGAUUUCUUACUUACCCCUCCUGUUGGCCAACCAACUUCUGCAUUUUAUGCCAUUGUGAUUAAAGAAACAUAUUUGCCAAUCAAGGAAGGGGUUUCAGUUGUAACAUCAACUACACCUAUGAAAUCUCAAGAGAUGGCAACCAUGAAGAAUGUCAAUUAUUUGCCUAAUGCCCUCUCAAAAAUGGGUGCAGAAGAAAAAGGAUCUUACUCUGCUAUCUGGGUUGAUGAUGAAGGUUAUAUUGCCGAAGGACCAAAUGUGAAUGUCGCAUUCAUUAGUAAAACCAAUGAACUAUUAGCACCCUCAUUUGAUAAGAUUUUAAGUGGAUGCACUGCCAAAAGAAUGUUGGCACUUGCCCCGAAGUUGGUAGAACAAGGCUGGCUUACAGGGAUUCGAGUUGGAAACAUUACUGUAGAAGAAGCCAAAGAUGCAGCUGAGAUGAUGCUUGUGGGAAGUGGGCUUCCUAUUCUUCCCAUUACAAUGUGGGAUGGAAAGCCUAUUGGCAAUGGUAAAGAAGGUCCCCUCACAUUUUCUCUUUCAGAGCUCCUUUGGGAGGACAUGAAAGCUGGGCCCGACUCAGUGCGAACUCCCAUUCCAUAUUGAUUUAGUUUGUUUGUGGGUUGAAAUUCUUAAAUUUUUGGUUCUAAGUUCUAUGAUUAUUUAAUGAUCUUAAUGAUGUAAAUUCAAGUAUGAUACAUAGAAAUUGAUACAUUAUUAAUGCUAUUUUAGAUUUGAAUAAAAAGGAUAAUGUAUUCAUACUAGCAGAUAGUAUGGAUUUAUUUCAAAUGCAAUGCAAUGUCAGAUAGAGAACAAGCUUGCAACAGACUGGUUCAAAUUUUAUGUUAGCGUUGGUUUUUAUCAUACCGUCAUGUAUGCAGAAUAUUUGCAUUUGAAAAUUACAUUUUUAGCAACUGAAUAGAAAUGAAUGUAUUUACUUCA
This is a messenger RNA of Cryptomeria japonica (Japanese cedar), 1844 nucleotides long. Its product is annotated as D-amino-acid transaminase, chloroplastic. The transcript is spliced from 5 exons. Gene Ontology annotation, biological process: carboxylic acid metabolic process. Bases 507 to 1508 code for a protein of 333 amino acids. NCBI's taxonomy places the organism in Eukaryota, Viridiplantae, Streptophyta, Pinopsida, Cupressales, Cupressaceae. Gene Ontology annotation, molecular function: catalytic activity. The record is from RefSeq and is a predicted model, not a curated record.